This is a messenger RNA of Otolemur garnettii (small-eared galago), 679 nucleotides long. It is a transcript of the gene PLAC8, whose product is annotated as placenta specific 8. The transcript has 4 exons. Lineage: Eukaryota; Metazoa; Chordata; Mammalia; Primates; Galagidae. The record is from RefSeq and is a predicted model, not a curated record. Gene Ontology annotation, biological process: positive regulation of transcription by RNA polymerase II. Bases 98 to 436 code for a protein of 112 amino acids.
CAGCCAGGCACCACAAAGGACCUUCAGGCGCAACCCUGAGGGGCCAACACCAACUUUUUCCUUUUCAGAUCAUCGCAUUUAAAACCCUGCAUUGGAGAUGCAAACUCAGCCUGUGGUCGUUGUGACUCAGCCUGGACUUGGCCCUGCACCCCAAAACUCCAACUGGCAGACGGGCAUGUGUGAUUGCUUCAGUGACUGCGGAGUCUGUCUCUGCGGCACAUUUUGUUUCAUGUGCCUUGGAUGCCAAAUUGCAGCUGACAUGAAUGAAUGCUGUCUGUGUGGAACAAGUGUCGCGAUGAGGACUCUCUACCGUACCCGCUAUGGCAUCCCUGGAUCUAUUUGUGAUGACUAUUUAGUGACCAUGUGCUGUCCUCAUUGUUCUCUCUGCCAAAUCAAGAGAGAUAUCAACAGAAGGAGAGCCAUGCAUGCUUUCUAAAAACAUGAUGGUGAAGACCUCUUAGUAAAGCACCUCAAUCAGCAACGUCUUCAAUUGGAAUACUUCACUCUCUUUUGCAACUGAAAUAAGAUAGAUACGUUUAAUUACAGUUGAUGGCGUGAAGAAAAUCAAGAGUUUUCAAGACUUCUUUUAAAUUAAUCCUGUCCCUGAGUUUUGCUAAAUGAUCCAGCUUAGUUUCUCCUUGCUUUCACAUUAUUAUAUUUCUUGGCUUCUAAUUUUUUA